ACUAAAAUAAAUCAAAUAAAAAUUAAAAAUUACUUUUAAUUAAUUAGUUCGCGAUCGCUCAGAGAGUCAGAGGCCUAUUGCUUCGGCAUCGCAGCCUCGAUCCGGCAUUGUCACACCUUGGGGUGCCAAGAUGGUUGUACAGGGCUUCACUGUGGAUUUGAACAAGCCACUUGUUUUCCAGGUUGGCCAUCUAGGAGACGCAUAUGAGGAGUGGGUUCAUCAACCAAUUGUAAGCAAGGAUGGCCCAAGAUUCUUUGCAAAUGGGUUUAUGGAGUUCUUGACUUUGACCCCGUGGUGGGCAAUUCCAAGCAUAUGGGUACCGGUGGUGUGUUGGUUUGCAUCAACCUCGGUAAACAUGGGACUCCCUAUUCCUGCGCUAGCCGCAACAAUGCUUGUCGGCAUCUGUAUAUGGACAUUUAUGGAAUACACUCUACACCGUUUCGUCUUCCACAUUAAACCAUCUGGAUAUUGGUCAAACACCUUCCACUAUUUAAUCCAUGGCUGCCAUCACAAACACCCCAUGGAUGGAAUGCGCCUGGUUUUCCCUCCUGCCGCCACCGCCAUUUUACUCGUGCCCAUAUGGAAUCUGGUUAAACUUCUAGCUCCGCUAAUGUACUCCUCCGCCUUGCUCGCCGGAGGUUUGCUUGGAUAUGUGAUGUAUGAUUGCACCCAUUACUAUUUGCACCAUGGCAAGCCAUUGACAGGGGUUUCCCAUCAUCUCAAGAGGUUUCACAUGGAUCAUCACUUCAAAAUUCAGGACAAAGGAUUUGGAAUCACGUCGGCGUUCUGGGACAGGGUGUUCGGAACUCUGCCACCGACGAAAACCAGCAAGAAAAGUAGCUAGCUAGCUAGGUAAAAUUUAACAUGCAGAGCAGAUGAAGAAGAAGAUGAAGUGAAAUAGCCAGCCUAGCUGGUUUUCAUCUCUGAACAUAUACAUGCAAUAUUUUUGGGUCGCGUUUGCCUCCCACUGACACCAAUAUUGUAAUUAAGGCACUUUAAUUUGCUAAGAUUUCCAGCUUCCCAAACACGCAUGCAUGCAUGCAUGCUUUACUUUGGACGUACGUACUGUAAACUACUCUCAUGAAGAUAUACGGUGAAGGAGAAAUACUAUACGCUCGCUUAUGUAAUUUGUCAGACCAAUAAAU
Molecule: messenger RNA, 1145 nt
Organism: Ipomoea nil (Japanese morning glory)
Lineage: Eukaryota; Viridiplantae; Streptophyta; Magnoliopsida; Solanales; Convolvulaceae
Product: dihydroceramide fatty acyl 2-hydroxylase FAH1-like
Exons: 7
Coding region: 131-844 (237 amino acids)
Biological process (GO): lipid biosynthetic process; fatty acid metabolic process
Cellular component (GO): endoplasmic reticulum; membrane
Molecular function (GO): iron ion binding; fatty acid 2-hydroxylase activity
Source: RefSeq, a predicted model, not a curated record